AUGGGUUCAGUUAAACAAUCUGGUGCCAUCCCGAGUAAAACUAGAUUGGCACGUACUUACGCGAAGGUUUUGCACAUUCAAGCUUUGACCGGGAUAGCUCCGGAUGGUGGAAUCCGAAAGAUUGAAAAGAAAACGAAAGAUCACUUGAAGAGUUCCCGCGCUCCGUCCUCUAGUGAAGAAGAUGAAUGGGUUCGGGUUAAAGAAACUUUUCUUGCUAAGCUGUUCGCUGGAAUAUCAGCUGUUAAAGCUGCAUAUGCAGAAUUGCAAUUUGCUCAAUCUCCUUAUGAUGCUGAUGGGAUUCAAUCUGCAGAUCAAAUGUUAGUGUUGGAACUAAAGAAAUUGUCUGAAUUGAAGAAAUGUUACUUGAAGAAACAAUUGGACACGACAUUCCCUGAGAAGACUCUCGUUUUAGCUGAAAUUCAGGAGCAGAAGAGUCUACUACAAACAUAUGAAAUUUUGAAUAAUAAGUUGGAUUCUCAGCUUAAACUUAAAGAAUCUGAAAUAACCUUUCUUGAAGAGAAAUUGACUGAAGUCGACACGGAUAAUAAGUUACUCGAGAAGAGAUUAAAUUCAAGUGGAGAAUUAGGUAUGCCUGUGGUUAUUCAUUUCUCAGGCUCAAGUCCCAACCACUUUAUUACAUGUUUUAGACAGACAGUAAAAUCAAUUCGCAGAUUUGUCAGGUUGCUGAUUGUCGAAAUGGAGUCUGCAGGGUGGGAUUUGGUGGGUGCAGCCAGUUCAAUUGAACCCGGGGUCGUUUUCUGGAAACAAAAUCACAGGUGUUUUGCAUUUGAAUCCUUUGUCUGCAAAGAAAUAUUUGACGGUUUCAGUUACCCGAACUUCUCGAUCCAAAAGGAGUCCUUGCCGGAGCAGAAGGAAAAACGAAGGCUAUUUUUCGACAGAUUCAUGGAGUUGAAAUCUGUUCAACCAGCGGAUUAUCUAGCCUGGAAGCCUAAAUCUGCGUUUGCAAUGUUUUGCCGCUCUAAAUACUUGAGACUUGUUCAUCCAAAGAUGGAAGCAUCCCUAUUUGACAAUCUCGAUCAGAGGGCCUUGGUGAAUUCGGGCGAAUGCCUGAAGACAUCCUUCUUCUUGGCAUUCGCUGAGAUGGCUAAGUGCGUUUGGCUACUACACUGCCUGGCCUUAUAUUCCGACUAUGAGGUCUCUAUCUUUCAAGUGACCAAGGGAGCUCGUUUUUCUGAAGUUUACAUGGAUAGCUUAAGCAACGAAGCAUUCUUGUUGUCUGAUGGCACACCAGAAACUGAUCCUCGUGUGGCUUUCACAGUGGUUCCUGGGUUCAUAAUAGAGAAAAUUGGCCAUGGCUUGCCUGGUAGCUGCCUAGCUGGUUAUGCCUUCCAAGAUAUUCUCACUUUUGUUAAACAUCCAGCGAGUGUUGAAGGAUAG
This is a messenger RNA of Fraxinus pennsylvanica, 1398 nucleotides long. Lineage: Eukaryota; Viridiplantae; Streptophyta; Magnoliopsida; Lamiales; Oleaceae. The record is from the annotation of a GenBank genome assembly.